Messenger RNA from Scomber scombrus (Atlantic mackerel), 846 nucleotides. Its product is annotated as probable inactive protein kinase DDB_G0270444. NCBI's taxonomy places the organism in Eukaryota, Metazoa, Chordata, Actinopteri, Scombriformes, Scombridae. The record is from RefSeq and is a predicted model, not a curated record. The transcript has a single exon. Bases 1 to 846 code for a protein of 281 amino acids. Gene Ontology annotation, biological process: protein transport; protein folding.
AUGAGGGAACAGAUGAGGGAACAGCUGAGGGAACAGAUGAGGGAACAGAUGAGGGAACAGCUGAGGGAACAGCUGGAGGAACAGAUGAGGGAACAGCUGGAGGAACAGCUGAGGGAACAGAUGAGGGGACAGCUGGAGGAACAGAUGAGGGAACAGCUGAGGGAACAGAUGAGGGAACAGAUGAGGGAACAGCUGAGGGAACAGAUGAGGGAACAGAUGAUGGAACAGAUGAGGGAACAGAUGAGGGAACAGCUGAGGGAACAGAUGAGGGAACAGAUGAGGGAACAGCUGAGGGAACAGAUGAGGGAACAGAUGAUGGAACAGAUGAUGGAACAGAUGAGGGAACAGAUGAGGGAACAGCUGAGGGAACAGAUGAGGGAACAGAUGAGGGAACAGCUGAGGGAACAGCUGGAGGAACAGAUGAGGGAACAGCUGGAGGAACAGCUGAGGGAACAGAUGAGGGAACAGAUGAGGGAACAGCUGAGGGAACAGCUGAGGGAACAGAUGAGGGAACAGAUGAGGGAACAGCUGAGGGAACAGAUGAGGGAACAGCUGAGGGAACAGCUGGAGGAACAGAUGAGGGAACAGCUGGAGGAACAGAUGAGGGAACAGCUGAGGGAACAGCUGAGGGAACAGAUGAGGGAACAGCUGGAGGAACAGAUGAGGGAACAGCUGGAGGAACAGAUGAGGGAACAGCUGAAGGGAACAGAUGAGGGAACAGCUGGAGGAACAGAUGAGGGAACAGAUGAGGGAACAGACGAGGGAACAAGUGAGUUUUACCUCUGUGGAGUCGAGGAAGGCUCUGCGGCAGGGGAAGCUGUGAAUCCUGACAGACAGAAAACCUGA